UUUGUUAGCUAGGAGAUGAAGCUUGAAGAGCAUUCAAGUUAAUCUAAAAUUGAAGCUUGGGUAGAUGGGAAUCAUAGCCGUUCUCUUAAAAGAGGGAUUAAAUCCAAGUGAGGUAUCUUGUUUCUGGCUGUUUACAACAUGAAGAGGAAGAACCUGUAAGCAGUUAAAGUGGCUUGUAGAGCAUUUUACCCCUAAUUAUUAAGUGUGUACUCAAUUAUAUAUUUAUAUGAAAGUGAAAUAACGUUACUGUCAAUCUGAGUAGUCAAUGUUAGUUUUAAAGGUAACGUGUGCACCAACAUUUUUAAAAUGUAUGAGUGAUUCACAAUGCAGUGGCUUAAUCCCCUUUUGAUUAGUAAAUACCCCAGUGGAGACAUUUAAAAGUAUAUACUAUAGUUCUAAUAUUCCCUCAUCUUAAAGAUUGAUUGGAGCAUCUCACUUUGAAGACCACAGUUGUAGAAGGCUGUUGAAACAAGUCUAGAAUCCAAGGGAGGAAGUAAAGGUGACACGAUGGACUGGACUAGCAGCUUUGGAAAUUGAAAAAAACAGGGUUCACCUGUAAGUGAUACUGUAGGUAGGGCUUUUUUCUGGAAGGAGUAGGAUUGUCCGAGAUCAUUAUGCACCAAGGAUACCUUCAGUUUAAUAGGCAAUUGAGGCUUUGUGUUAAAACACCUAAGGUAUUAAAGACACCUAUGAUGCAGACAAAGUAAAGAGGAAAAGAUGGGUGUUGGGAAGGGACGGGGACGCUGGGAAGAAGUGCUGAUUUGGGAAACUACGUGUUGCCUCUGCCCGCCCCCCCCCUUGUGGUACCUGCUUACUGCAGUCCUCCAGGUGCUGUUUAUGGUCUGGUUUUACCGUUUUCCAGGCUCUACUUUCUCUGUCCAUUCCUCUUAACAUCCUGGGUCUAUGUAAAUGACGUGGCUCAGCUUAUAGGGGCUGCAAAGAAAUUGACGAGGAGCAAGGUCAGUGGGGCUUUGAAGCCAAAGGCGGAGUCUAAGCAGCCCUUCACCCUAGCGAGCAAGGUGUGAAACUAAACACCUGUGCGCGGGCAGGUGGCGUGCAGCCAGCAGCCCAGGCCCAACCUGGAGGCCACGGGGCAGGUGGGGGCGCGGAGGCGGCCUGCUUUCUCCGCGCGAGCCCUUUAAGGUCAGCGGCGGAAGUGCGUGGCGGCACGUGGCCACACUGGGCGCCGGGGUGGAGCGGCGCGGCUAUGGAUGUGGGCGCCGACGAGUUCGAACAGAGCUUGCCUCUGCUGCAGGAGCUAGUCCUGGGCGCGGACUUCGUGGGUCUGGACAUAGAGUUCACCGGCCUUCGUUCCUGCUUGUCGCGGCCGGAGCAGAUCAGUCUUUUUGACUUGCCGUCGGAGUGGUAUCUAAAGACCCGUCAGAGUGUCCAGCAAUUCACAAUCUGUCAGAUUGGAUUGUCUGUGUUUUCCAGCAUUGAAGGAGAGUCAAACAAGUACGUAGCCCAUUCGUGUAACUUCUUUCUCUUCCCUACAACAUUUGGGAUUUUGGAUUCAGAGUUCUCUUUCCAGGCUUCUAGUGUUCAGUUUUUGAAUCAGUAUGGCUUCGACUAUAACAAGUUUCUUAAAAAUGGAAUCCCAUAUAUGAAUGAAGAACAGGAGAAGAAAAUUAAACACAACAUCCUGACUGGGAACUGGAAAGUUCGCAGUUCCCUGGAUAAAGAUCAAAUCAAGGUGGUGAUUGAUGAGGUGACGCGGUGGCUGCACCUGGCAGAGGAAGGCGACUGGAUGACUCUCCCUGGCAUCUCUGGCUUCCAGGCCUUCGAAGUCCAGCUCGUGCUGAGGCAGGCCCUCCCCGACAUCUGGACGGUGCUGCGAGACCGAGGGGUGAUAGUGAAGAAAGUGAGUAAACAACAUCGCUGGUAUCUUGAGAACAACUCUUGUGAUCGAGAGAGCUGUUGGAAGGAGAAGAUCCUUCUCUCUGCGAGGGGCUUUUCUGUGUUUUUCCAGAUGCUGGUGAAAGCCCAGAAGCCCUUAGUGGGACAUAAUAUGAUGAUGGACCUGCUGCAUCUCCAUGAGAAGUUCUUCAGACCUCUCCCAGAAAGCUACAAUCAAUUUAAGCUGAAUAUCCACAACCUGUUUCCUGUCCUCAUCGAUACCAAGAAUGUGACAAAGGAUAUCUGGAAGGAGCUGAAUUUCCCAAGGGUGUCAAAUCUUUCCGAAGUCUAUGAAGUCCUAAACAGUGACUUGAAUCCCACCAAGAAUUCUGGGCCAGUGAUUAUUCACGCAAGCAAGUGUGAAAAAUACGUUGAGACCAAGUACCCUCAUGAAGCAGCGUAUGAUGCCUUCCUCUGCGGAUCAGUUCUUUUGAAAGUGGCACACUUGCUUCUGUGGAGAGUGCAUGGUCAGAAUUUUUCGGGUCCAGAUUACCCCAGUAUCCGGCCCCCCAUCCUCAUCCUCACUGUCAGGAGGUGGCCUGAGGUCAGCGAGCAGCAAGUGUAUCGCGAGUUCCAGAACCUCUGCAAAUUCGAUGUCCGGCGACUCACACGGAGCCAGUUCCUGCUCUUGACCAAUAAGUUCAAGGAUGCUCGGAGUAUCCUGAAGGAGUACAAGCACCACCCUACCCUGCAGGUCACCCUGUAUCGGCACUGGAGACACUCGCCGAAUGUCAACUGCUUGUUACGCGUCUGUGGCAUAGUCGCCACCUGGGCCCUUGUCGCGUUUCUUCUGGGAAGACCUAGCUCCUGACGCGGCAAGGCCAUCUGCAGCUAGGCCCCAUCUCCGCACCUCUCGGGAACGGCCAUCCUCGGUGGUUUGUGGGACUCCUGCUUACAGAUGGAACUCCAUGGUCCUUACAAGGAAUUUUGUUAUGUUUUGAGUGAGAAAUUCUGUAAACAUUAUCAGUGAUAAAGAAAUCCUUGGAUCUGGUA
This is a messenger RNA of Hipposideros armiger (great roundleaf bat), 2889 nucleotides long. It is a transcript of the gene PNLDC1, whose product is annotated as PARN like ribonuclease domain containing exonuclease 1. Gene Ontology annotation, cellular component: nucleus; endoplasmic reticulum. The transcript has 19 exons. Lineage: Eukaryota; Metazoa; Chordata; Mammalia; Chiroptera; Hipposideridae. The record is from RefSeq and is a predicted model, not a curated record. Bases 1208 to 2707 code for a protein of 499 amino acids. Gene Ontology annotation, biological process: priRNA 3'-end processing; nuclear-transcribed mRNA poly(A) tail shortening; siRNA 3'-end processing. Gene Ontology annotation, molecular function: 3'-5'-RNA exonuclease activity; RNA binding.